AUGCUCACGUCCACGUUCACCGGCGUUCGCGUCGCCGCGGCGCCGAAGCGCGCGACGUCGCGCAAGAUCGACACCGCCGUCGUCGCGCGCCGCACCAAGGCGAGCGCGCCGGCGAAAAAGUCCGCCUUCAAGGCGGGACAGUUCGGGUCGCUCGCGCCGCCGGACUUGUACCCGGAGUUCGGCACGUACCCGGGCGGCGGCGAGUCGCCGAUCAUUCCGUUCGGCGAUGAAAAGAAUGCGGAACGCGAGAUCAUUCACGGCCGAUGGGCCAUGCUCGGCGUGACCGGUGCGUGGGCGGCGGAGAACGGCACGGGAAUCCCGUGGUUCACCGCGGGCACGUUGUGCACGCCGGAUGACUGCACCGCGGUGGCGGACAAGUUCCCGGGCGCCGUCGCGCCGCUCGCGCCGGCGGGCUCUGGCUACCCGAACUUCUGGGCCGUGCUCGCGAUCGAGAUCUUCCUCGUUGGCUCCGCGGAAUCCUACCGCACGGGCAUCUUCGAGAACCCGUUCCCGGAGCUCACCCAAGGCGACGUCACCCCGGGCGGCCGCUUCGAUCCGCUCGGCUUCGCCGAAGCGGGCGACCUCGAGGAGCUCAAGAUCAAGGAACUCAAGCACUCCCGCUUGUCCAUGUUCGCGUGGUUGGGCUGCAUCUUCCAAGCGCUCGCCACCCAAGAAGGCCCGAUCGCCAACUGGCAAUCCCACGUCGCGGAUCCGAUCCACUCGAACGUCCUCACCAACGCGGCCAAGGGCUUCUCCUUCUACUAA
Molecule: messenger RNA, 765 nt
Organism: Ostreococcus lucimarinus CCE9901
Lineage: Eukaryota; Viridiplantae; Chlorophyta; Mamiellophyceae; Mamiellales; Bathycoccaceae
Gene: lhcp1
Product: prasinophyte light harvesting complex, chlorophyll binding protein
Exons: 2
Coding region: 1-765 (254 amino acids)
Biological process (GO): response to light stimulus; photosynthesis, light harvesting in photosystem I
Cellular component (GO): membrane
Source: RefSeq, a predicted model, not a curated record